This is a messenger RNA of Osmerus eperlanus (European smelt), 1624 nucleotides long. Its product is annotated as trans-L-3-hydroxyproline dehydratase. The coding region runs from base 150 to 1184 and encodes 344 amino acids. NCBI's taxonomy places the organism in Eukaryota, Metazoa, Chordata, Actinopteri, Osmeriformes, Osmeridae. The record is from RefSeq and is a predicted model, not a curated record. The transcript is spliced from 6 exons. Gene Ontology annotation, molecular function: hydro-lyase activity.
UUGAAAAACACUGUAGUACUCUCUCAGCUGUAGACACCCUGUAUAAGUCUAUGGUAGACACGCAGAUAAACAACGACGUUGAAAGUUGAAGUUUAAAAAGGGAAACAACGUUGAAACAGUUUUAAACAAGACCAGUUGAAGCAGAUCAGAUGGAGUUAGUGCUUCCACCCCAUGAUGGAACCGAGCUGUCAGUUGUUGAUAUGCACACUGGUGGGGAACCAUUGCGUAUUAUCAUUAGUGGAUAUCCAGAGGUAAAGGGUGAGAGUCUGCUAUCCAAACGUCGUUUCUUGAAGGAGCAUCUCGACGUUUUGCGUCAGACCUUGAUGUUUGAGCCACGAGGACACUAUGACAUGUAUGGUGCACUGAUUGUGGAGAGUGAGAUAUCUGAAGCAGAUUUUGGGGUCCUCUUCAUGCACAAUGAAGGAUACAGCACCAUGUGUGGUCACGCAGUUAUCGCACUUGGGCGUUUUGCAGUUGACUACAAACUGGUCAAAAAGAUACAGUCCCCAGAGACCCAAGUGAACAUACACUGUCCGUGUGGCCUGGUGAAGGCAUUUGUUGAGUAUUCAAAUGGUAAAACUGGAGGUGUAAGAUUCAACAGUGUUCCAGCAUUUGCAUUUGCUACAGAUGUGAUUGUCACAGUGGCAGGUUAUGGCGAAGUCAUGGUUGACAUAAGCUAUGGAGGUGCCUUCUACGCUUUUGUAGCUGCCCAGAGGUUCGGCCUGGAUGUCAACAAGUCAAGAACAAGAGAUCUAGUGGAUGCUGCCACAGCAGUGACAAAUUCUGUCAAAUCUCAAGUUAAGCUACACCACCCAAUCAAUGAGGAUCUAGCCUUUCUCUAUGGUACUAUCCUCACAGACGGCAACGACGUCUAUUCCCAAGAGCCAACUGCCAAUGUUUGUGUAUUUGCAGAUUCCCAGGUUGAUCGAAGCCCCACAGGAUCAGGGGUGACAGCCAGGGUGGCUCUCCAGUACCACAAACGCCUUAUCCUCCUCAACCAGACAAGAACCUUCCAAAGUGGGACAACAAGAUCUCAGUUUACUGGCAGAGCUGUUCAGGAGACAACAUGUGGAGACUUUAAGGCUGUGGUGGUGGAGGUGGCUGGCAAAGCACACUACACCGGCGUGGCCCGCUUUGUUCAAGAAAGCGCUGACAAGCUAACACAUGGGUUCCUCCUAAAAUAAUAACUUUGGUACUUACUUCAAUUCUGCUUGAAAGGCAAAAGUAAAAUACUUGGAGCCAAAUACUUGUUAACUCAAUGGGUAAAAGCAACUAAAAAUGUCAAGAGUUUGUAUUUCCUCACAUAUAGGCUACUUAAAGAUUGUCCAUCAUGCUAGCUAUGUAACGUAAAAUUGGGUCCUACACCAUACAUGUUUGCAUGCAUAAAAUAGCCUACUUCUCAGAUGAUUGUGAUUAUUAGCUACCUGUCAAUGGCUGCCACAUACGACGUAAACCUAUUCUUGACGCAAUUGCCAUGCUGAUAUGAGUAAUAAAAUGUUCAAUGGCAAUUUAUAUUUAUUUGUCACAAACAGUCAACACUGCACGUCCUUGGAUCCUGAGCAAGACACCUGCCACCUUUCAACGUCAUACAAAGCCCAAGUAUGUGCUCGUUUCCAUAAAGGGC